GCUGCCUGCUGGGAUACGUCACCUGCUUUUAAGAUUCACCUCCAUUGAACCCAAGGACUCAGAACAGUACCCUCGUAUUAAAAAGCAAGCCUACGAAACCUUGAGUUUGAAAGAGCCAACAAUGUCAUCAGACAAUUACAACGAAAAAUUGACAGCCGCCUCGAACCCAGACACCGAGGACGAAUGGCAGAUUGUAAGCAAGGAAGACACUCAACCUGAUGAUUUGGGAAAGGACGAGAACAAGGAGGUAAUCAAGGAGAAAACUUCUGAUAACUCUGAGAGGAGUGCCGCGGAGGAGAAGAGAGAAUUAGCAAAGGCAAAAUGGGAGGGCAUGCAGCCACAGAGGGGCGGCGUGUACCCUGAUAGAGAGGUCAAGACCCCAAGCUAUCCCCUGUUCACUGGAAACUGGUAAGGGAUUCUUGGCGCGUGUUUCUGAAUAUGAUAUGAAGUCUAUUCAAGAAGAUCCUUGGUCCAUG
Fusarium odoratissimum NRRL 54006 is the source of this 476-nucleotide messenger RNA. RefSeq lists its product as uncharacterized. NCBI's taxonomy places the organism in Eukaryota, Fungi, Ascomycota, Sordariomycetes, Hypocreales, Nectriaceae. The transcript has 2 exons. The record is from RefSeq and is a predicted model, not a curated record. The coding region runs from base 122 to 412 and encodes 96 amino acids.